Messenger RNA from Erinaceus europaeus (western European hedgehog), 598 nucleotides. Its product is annotated as serine protease inhibitor Kazal-type 6-like. The record is from RefSeq and is a predicted model, not a curated record. Bases 99 to 416 code for a protein of 105 amino acids. The transcript is spliced from 5 exons. Gene Ontology annotation, molecular function: protein binding. NCBI's taxonomy places the organism in Eukaryota, Metazoa, Chordata, Mammalia, Eulipotyphla, Erinaceidae.
UAUAUGUUCGAAGAUGUGCUUUAAUGCUCUGGGAAGUGUCUUGACAGAGGACCAGAGCUGGACAAAGCAGCCUUGGUCUGAGUGAGCUAUCAGGCACCAUGAAACUAUCAGGUGUCUUUCUGCUCCUCUCUCUGGCUCUUUUCUGCUUUUACUCAGGUGUCUUCAGUCAAGAAGGAAAGGAGAAAGGAGGCCUUAUCACAAGAUCAGAGGUCCGAUUGCCAUGGAAAGGUGGCUUAAGGAGACGUCUCUUUCACCUUGACUGUGGUGAGUUUCAGGACCCCAAGGUCUACUGUACUAGAGAAUCUAACCCCCACUGUGGUUCUGAUGGCCAGACAUAUGGCAAUAAGUGUUCCUUCUGUAAGGCAGUGGCGAAAAGUGGAGGAAAGAUCAAACUGAAACAUAAUGGAAAAUGCUGAACUAGUGCUAUCAAUAGGAUCUUGUGCAACCAGUUCGCUCAUCUUUUUGUCACCUCAGAUUUUACUUUUCUUUAAAGAUUCCCUUAAAUUUAUAAAGAAAUACCUGCUCUGCCUGGGCCUGAGAAAAAUUCAUCCACAAUUCCCAUGAUUCACUUGUCAAUAAAGUAAAUUCUACAUAUGUA